Molecule: messenger RNA, 1032 nt
Organism: Dovyalis caffra
Lineage: Eukaryota; Viridiplantae; Streptophyta; Magnoliopsida; Malpighiales; Salicaceae
Source: the annotation of a GenBank genome assembly
AUGGAGAAGCUCAUUUCAAGCUGGAAUAACGUUCAAUUUGUGCCUGAAAAGUACAUAUUUCCGCCUGAAAAACGACCGGGGAAUAUCACUUUUUCGGCAAGCAAGUCCAUACCAGUGAUAGAUCUUGCUGAAACAGCGAGUAAAGAUAGAGAUGUUACUAUACAGAAAAUUUUGAAGGCAGCCCAAGAAUAUGGAUUUCUCCAGGUGAUCAAUCAUGGCGUAGAGGAAGAUUUGAUGAAUGACACCAUGAGGGUCUUCAAGGAAUUCUUUACGUUGCCUGAAGAAGACAAGGCAAGCUUCUAUAUUGAGAAUCCAAAGAAGAACAAGUAUUGCAUGCUGUAUCCAAGCAGCAUGCUUUAUGCCACUGAAGAUGUUCAUUUAUGGCGUGACAAUUUACUGAAUUCUUGUCAUCCUCUGGAGGAAAGCAUCCAACACUGGCCUGAAAAGCCAACCAGAUACCGAGAGGUUGUUGGGGCUUAUGCUGCUGAAGUAAAGAAAUUGGGGUCAAGAAUAUUGGAGUUGAUUGGUGAAGGACUUGGGGUAGAGAGUGGGUAUUUUGGGGGUAAACUGAGUGAAGUUUCAACACUGUUGGUGAAUCAUUAUCCGCCAUGUCCAGACCCAAGUUUGACCUUUGGAGUGCCUGCACAUUGUGAUCCUAACCUCAUCACCAUUUUACUCCAAGAUAGUGAUGUGUGCGGCCUUCAGGUCCUGAAGGAUGGUGAAUGGAUUGGUGUUGACCCUCUUCCUAAUGCAUUUGUGGUCAACAUGGGCUACCAAAUGCAGAUUAUCAGUAACAACAAGCUGAAAAGUGUUGAGCAUCGAGCUGUGACAAAUUCAAGAAAAGCUAGAACAAGUGUUGCAUGCUUUUUCCUUCCCAGUGAUGACAGCAUCAUAGAGCCUGCAAGACCAGUUAUUAAUGCGCGCAAUCCUCCAAUCUAUAAAGCCUUCAAGUACAAAGAGUUCCUUAGCCAUUUCUUGACCAAAACUGGUGAACUUGAUGGGCCAUUGCAACCUUUUAAACUUCAGUCUUAG